Messenger RNA from Leptopilina heterotoma, 661 nucleotides. RefSeq lists its product as uncharacterized. The coding region runs from base 104 to 661 and encodes 185 amino acids. The transcript has 6 exons. Lineage: Eukaryota; Metazoa; Arthropoda; Insecta; Hymenoptera; Figitidae. The record is from RefSeq and is a predicted model, not a curated record.
GUGUUUGUGUUCUUGCUUUUGUUUUAAUAUUUAGAAUUCAUCUAACCUAUAUUUUCUGACAACGAAUUGAGGAGAUUUGAUACGUUUACCUAAAAUCAAAACGAUGAACAACGAGGAGACAGGACAGGGCGAUGGAAAUGAUUAUGUGCGUUCCUUGGAGGAAAAAGUGAAAAAAUUGAAGAAAGAAAAGGAAGAAUAUUUGAGAAAUGAAAUUCUUCGACCAGGAGAUAACACUUGUGAGAUGGAUACUGAGGAUCCAGGACCCAACGCAGAUCCUUCAAUUAACACAGCAAAUAACUCCGGGUCAUUAGCCGGACCGAAAAGAUCGUCGAAACAGUUAUUACAUGCUGAACCACGGAUGCAAACUUUGGGUCCAAGUUCCAACGGAAGUCUUUUAAUUGACAAAGCAAAUAACUCCGGAUCAUCAGCCGUGCCGAAAAGAUCGUCGAAAAAGUUAAAUGGAAACCAAGGGUCAAAUAAAAGGGCUGGCAGAUGGGUCCAGUCAAGAAAGCUAUAUGCCAAGGCUAAUCGCUCAAGGCAAUUCGCAAAAUUCCUUGUGGACCUAUUUGACCAGUCCACAUCGACUUUUCAUCGGCAAGGAAAAGGUCACGGUCGAGGUCCCGGACGUGGUCGCGGACAUCAAAGUCAAAGAAGACGUUAA